AUGUUUAGUCAGUGCCUGCUGGAUUCUGACUGGAAUCCUCAAAGUGGGAGCCCCUUGUCCCCUUAUUCAUUAAAAACGCCUCAUUUUUAUGUCAAUUUUUUAAAAACAAGUAAAAUUUUAAUAUUUUUAACUUAAAUUCUUCAUUAAGAAUUUUUUGUUCGAGUUAGAUAAAUUUAUUAAAUUGAAAAAAUUCUCACUGUUAAAGAAAAGAUCUCAAAAACUCAUUUUUAGUUCGAAUUUUCUAAACAAGUUGUAAAUUGCAGAAGUAAAAGCGAAAAAGAUUAUAACGUUGGAACUUCACUGUUUCCGUUACACUUGAAAACUCAUCCCUGUACACAUGAAACUCGAAUGCGAUGAAAUCUGUUUAAAGAAAAAUAAUAGCAAUAAUAGCGUUUAACUUAUUUUAUUUAUUUCAAAUAAACCAAUUUUUAAAAUGAAACGUAAAUGCAUGUGUUAUUGCUCUCUUCUUCUGCUUCACUAGAAAUUACAGUGUUUCGCGAACACUAAUUCAGAUCGAAGUCAACUCAACGUCGUCGUUUUGGCUUUGCAGAGCUCUCCUACCGUUGUUGAACUCUUUGCGUUGUUACAGUUUCUAGGGUUUUCGGUUUCAUUCUGGUGAUUGUUUCGGAUAUGGGAAGCAGAAAGGAAGAAGAGAGGAACGAGAAAAUCAUCAGAGGUCUCAUGAAGCUUCCGCCGAAUCGAAGAUGCAUUAACUGUAACACUCUGGGUCCGCAAUAUGUUUGUACGAAUAUUUGGACCUUCGUUUGUAUGACGUGCAGUGGAAUACAUCGUGAGUUUACCCAUCGUGUGAAGUCUGUAUCUAUGGCAAAGUUCACUUCGCAAGAAGUUGACUCUCUUCAAAAUGGGGGUAAUCAGCGUGCAAGGGAAAUAUAUUUGAAAAAUUGGGACUUCCAAAGGCAGCGAUUGCCUGAUAGCAGUAAUGUUGAUAAAAUAAGAGAGUUUAUAAGGAAUGUAUAUGUGGAUCGAAGAUAUGCAGCAGCUAAGUCUUCUGAUAAGCCUCCAAGAGAUGUGCAGAGCCCUAGAAUUCAUGAAGAUGAUACAAGGCGUGCCAGUUCGUAUCACUCAUAUUCUCAAAGUCCUCCAUAUGAUUACCAAUAUGAAGAUCGACGCUAUGGAAAACAAACAGCUGCACUGACCAGGAAGCCUGGUUCAGAUAAAGUUCGCUAUGAAGGAAAGAUAAGUAGUAUUAUUUAUAGUCCUGGUCGCUUCAGUGAUCAUGCAUAUGAUGACAGAUUUGCAAAUGAGGGGUCUGGUCCCAGAAUCUCAGAUUUUUCUGUGUCUAAUGGUGGUGAGCAAUUCAAAUCUGAUGUUCAGCGUUCUGGUGGCCAUUCAAGUGAAGAUGUGUGGUCUCAUGCAAUAAAUACGUCUCUGGAAACUAACUCCAAGAGAGACGCAGACAGAAUUCAUCAUCCACAGAGAACUACUUCACUGGGAUCAACAGAUAGCAACCUGUCAUCCUUAAGAUCUUACAGUUCUGGUGGCUUAGUUGAUUUUUCCUCGGAACCUUUCCAGGCUUUUGGAUCCCAUCAAAAUAAAGUGUCUUGUGCUUCACAACCUUUUGAUCUGGGAAGUUCUGUUAGUUCAGAUCUUUCCAAGACACCAGUGGCAACUGAACCAUUCUCUUCAUCAGCUUCAUCUAUUGACCUUUUUCAGUUGCCAGCUGUGCCCUCUCAGGCUACAUCAGUGGAUCUGUUUCAAUCAUCUGGUUUAUCUUCAAUUUCAUCUUUCAACGAGAGUCAACCCACAAAAGCAUCCCAAUCCUCAUCUGUUGACUUCUUUAUGGAUCUUUCUCAGCAGCCAUCUGCUGCAACCUCAAAUGAGAAGUCACUAGAGUUCUCUGUCCCCAAAAAUGAAGGAUGGGCAACAUUUGAUAUGCCUCAGCUCACAACAUCUACUGCACAAGUAGAAAUUCCGACAGCAGUACCUUCAAGUGCCAAUCCCUUGCAGGAAAGAUUUGAUCCAUUUUCAAACUUAAAUGCAAAUAUGCAAUGGCCAUCUUCUGAAACUUCUAGUAUUAGUGUUCUGUCUUCAGUUACAUCCAAUUUAUGGCACGAUGACAUGUGGAAUGGAGAAGAGCAAGUUUCUGUUAUGGCAACAAACACUCAACCAUGGAAUGCAUUUAAAGAUUCCAGUACCUCUGUUCCUGUGGAUGUCCUUAAUCAAGGAUCAGAAAUGCACAAUCUUUCAUCAAGUGAUGAUCAGUUUUUGAAUUUAAGAGCUUCUGAGGGAUCCAAUAAAGGUGGGAUGCAAGAUGUUGCCCCUGUUGAUGGGUUUGAUCAUGACCUUUCAUCACAUUUUGUUAAUGGCUUACCAUAUCCUCCAUCUGCAUUUCCGCCUAUGGGAGAGGUUCAGCAUAAUGAAGUCAACUGUAAAUCAACUAACCCAUUUGAUUAUCCUUAUGACUCAGAUGUAGAACAUAAUAAUUUGUGCCAAUUGCAAUUCCUUGAUGUCAGCUCUCUACAAGCUGCUCUGCCAGAUUCCCAGCUAUCAUCCACCUUCCAAAGUGGAAUUGACGAACCAUGGCUACCUCAGAAUACAGUGAACCCUUAUAUCUCCUCUGCAGGACAAGGUGGUUUGACAUUCAUGGCUGCACCACCGCCAAGUUCUCAAAUACCGAACAUCCAGACGCAGGGACCAGUUGCUUCUGUUGGGGGCAAUCCCUUUGCAUAGGAUUAUACUGCAAAAUUUGGAGCCAGUCAUGGGGAAAUUUAUGCAUAGCUAGUCUAGUAGUUACUCAUGACAUAGAUUUUAAUGCUUUUAUUCACAUCAGAUUAAAAUGUUUCCCAUUACUUCCACGGCAAGGAAGGCCUUGGAAUUCAUAGUCCCUGCCAUAUACUUGCCAUGCGUUUAUAUUUUUGCAAUUGGAUGCCAUAGUUAUUGUCAAAAAAAAUGGCAUUGUAGUUAGAAUUCUUAAAAUGUUUAAUUAGUCUUCUGGCUGGCAACGAAUGUAAACAAUUUGGAUCAAGAUAGACUGUUGAUGGUAUUCGACCUUGUUAUUGUAAUUGCUAUUCUAUGUAAUCCAAAGCUUGUUAAUUGUUUC
Molecule: messenger RNA, 3061 nt
Organism: Abrus precatorius (Indian licorice)
Lineage: Eukaryota; Viridiplantae; Streptophyta; Magnoliopsida; Fabales; Fabaceae
Product: probable ADP-ribosylation factor GTPase-activating protein AGD14
Exons: 13
Coding region: 631-2691 (686 amino acids)
Molecular function (GO): GTPase activator activity
Source: RefSeq, a predicted model, not a curated record